Messenger RNA from Dryobates pubescens (Downy woodpecker), 789 nucleotides. RefSeq names its product zinc finger protein 883-like. Bases 126 to 704 code for a protein of 192 amino acids. NCBI's taxonomy places the organism in Eukaryota, Metazoa, Chordata, Aves, Piciformes, Picidae. The transcript has a single exon. The record is from RefSeq and is a predicted model, not a curated record.
GAGGAUGUGGAAGAAGAGGAAGAUGAUGUUGUGGAGGAGGAGGAUGAAGAGGAAGAUGACGAAGAAGAAGGCAAAGCCACAUCAGUCCCCUCUUUGCCCCCCAAGCAGAAGAAUCAGUGCCCCCAAUGUGGGUAGAGCUUCCCACCCAGCUUGGAGCUGGUGAAGCCCAGCUGCCCCAGCCUAGUGAGCAACCCUUUGUCUGUGGUGAAGGCAGUGAGAGCUACAGCCUCAGUGCCAAGCUCAGCCAGCACCACAGGGUCCACACUGGGAAGAAGCUGUACGUUUGCACCAGCUGCAGUGAGAGUUUCACUCACAGCUUGACACUCAUCGCCCAAGGGCCCAGCCACACUGGGAAGAAGCCCUUUGCCUGCACCAGCUGUGACAAGACCUUCAGCCACGUCUCCCACUACUUCCAGCACCACCACGUCCACACCAGCAAGAGGCUGUGCAACUGCAGUGACAGCAGCAAGAGCUUCAGCCACAGCUCUGUCUACCUCUCCAAGGGCCAUGGACUGUGCAGCAGGGAGGAGAAGCCGCCAGUUCCCAAAGUUAUUGCCAAUGCCUGCAGCGAGUGCUGGCAGAGCUUCAGUAGGCACUUGGCCAUGGUGUGGCACGUGCGGACCCACAGUGGUGAGAGGCCAUACGGCUGCACCAACUGCGUCAAGAGCUUCAGGUGCAAAUUCAACCUCACCCAGCACCACUGAAUCCACACUGGGGAAAAGCCAUUCCAGUGUGCUAAGUGUGGCAAGAGCUUCACCCGGAAAUUCUCAUUCACCCAGCACUGCUGUG